Hevea brasiliensis (rubber tree) is the source of this 1323-nucleotide messenger RNA. Its product is annotated as probable cinnamyl alcohol dehydrogenase 6. Lineage: Eukaryota; Viridiplantae; Streptophyta; Magnoliopsida; Malpighiales; Euphorbiaceae. Gene Ontology annotation, biological process: lignin biosynthetic process. Bases 70 to 1152 code for a protein of 360 amino acids. The transcript has 6 exons. Gene Ontology annotation, molecular function: zinc ion binding; cinnamyl-alcohol dehydrogenase activity. The record is from RefSeq and is a predicted model, not a curated record.
AUGGCAGGCUAAGAGUCAAGUCACUUCAAGUUUUACUCCUCUCUUCUUCUAUCUCAGAAUCUUAACUCAAUGGCUCAAACAACUCCAAAACAUACCCAGACCGUUUCUGGCUGGGCAGCCCACGAUUCCUCUGGCAAGAUCACCCCUUAUAUUUUCAAAAGAAGAGAGAAUGGCAGCAAUGAUGUAACCAUAAAGAUCAUGUACUGUGGGAUCUGCCACACUGAUCUCCACCAUGUGAGGAAUGAUUGGGGGAUUACCAUGUACCCUGUGGUUCCAGGGCAUGAAAUUACAGGCGUAAUCACCAAGGUGGGGAGCAAUGUAAAGAACUUCAAGCUGGGAGACAGGGUUGGAGUUGGGUGCUUGGCAGCUUCCUGCUUGGAGUGCGAGUUCUGCAAGAGCUCCCAGGAGAAUUACUGUGAUCAGAUUCAGCUCACUUACAAUGGCAUUUUCUGGGAUGGUAGCAUCACCUACGGGGGCUACUCCGAAAUGCUGGUUGCAGAUCACAGGUACGUGGUGCGCAUACCGGAAACCCUGCCGAUGGAUGCAGCAGCGCCUCUGCUCUGCGCAGGAAUUACUGUGUUCAGCCCCAUGAAAGACAACGGCCUGCUAAAGUCUCCAGGGAAAAGGAUAGGGAUAGUUGGUUUAGGGGGUCUUGGACACGUAGCUGUGAAAUUUGGCAAGGCAUUUGGUCACCAUGUAACCGUGAUUAGUACCUCCCCAUCUAAAGAAAGGGAGGCAAGAGAACGCUUGGAUGCAGAUGAUUUCAUUGUCAGCACCAAUUCUAAACAAAUGCAGGCAGGGAAGAGAACACUAGAUCUUAUCCUGGAUACAGUUUCAGCUAAUCACUCCCUUGGGCCAAUCUUGGAAUUGCUCAAGGUGAAUGGAACAUUGGUGGCAGUGGGUGCACCAGACAGGCCUUUUGAGUUACCUUCUUUCCCCUUGAUAUUUGGCAAGAGAACAGUGAAGGGAAGCAUGACAGGAGGAAUGAGAGAAACACAAGAAAUGAUGGACGUAUGUGGCAAAUUUAACAUCACUUGCGAUAUUGAAGUUGUAGAACCAUACAAAAUCAAUGAAGCCCUUGAUCGACUUGCAAGAAACGAUGUCAGAUAUCGUUUUGUCAUUGAUAUUGCUGGAAACUCUUCACGUAUUUAAUUAAGAGAAGCAGAGUCUUUUGGCCUCAUAUAUUUUGCUUUAUAUAUUUUAGUUGGCUAAUUCAACUUUGUGGCCCCAUAUUCUAUCAUGUGCUUGUCUCUGGUGUGCAAUUAAACGAAAUGAAAUCUUCAUCAAAUAAAAAUUCUAACAAGAUAAUUAAUUUUAAUGUUA